GACAUUUGGAGAGUUUUUUUUGUAAGAUCAAUUUUAGAUCAACCAUGGUUAACCUCACUUUUCAUCAUCCGUCAAGGGAUAGAUAGAUAUUUUACUCUAAGCGAAUUCUCUGGCUUUCUUGAUAUUAGCUGGGCGCUAGACGAGGAGAAGCACAGGAUGCAUGAACUCAGUUUGUCACGCGAGAUAUGCAAGUUUCUCAUCCUUCAUGCGAGUGAUGAUAUUCAUUUGUACUAUGGUUGGAGGUGACAGGCGUAUGGCAGUUAUAGCUAUCUGUUAAAGCGGUAGCCCGUGAUUGAAAACAAUGGAUAGAAAACAACACAUUGCAAUUUUCACGACCGCAAGCCUACCAUGGAUGACUGGUACAGCUGUCAACCCUCUUUUCCGUGCUGCAUAUCUCUCAAAAGAUGGAGAGAGAAAUAUCACUUUGGUGAUUCCUUGGUUAUCGUCAAAUGAUCAAGGAUUAGUAUAUCCUAGUAAUAUCAUGUUCAGGUCUCCUUCAGAACAAGAAAUGUAUGUCCGUCAGUGGCUUGAAGAAAGAACAGGCUUUAAAUUUGCUUUCAGCAUACGGUUUUACCCUGGAAAGUUUUCCAGAGAUAAAAGGAGCAUUCUUCCUGUUGGAGAUAUUGUGGAACUCAUCUCCGAUGAAGAGGCAGAUGUUGCCGUCCUGGAGGAACCAGAACACCUAACAUGGUAUCAUCAUGGGAAAAGAUGGAAAACUAAGUUUCGCCUUGUUAUUGGAGUUAUUCACACAAAUUACUUGGAAUAUGUGAAGAGAGAGAAGAAUGGUCGUUUGCAAGCAUUUCUUCUUAAACACGUAAAUAGCUGGGUUGUCGGCAUAUAUUGUCAUAAGGUUAUCAGAUUAUCCGGUGCCACUCAGGAUUAUCCCAAUUCUAUCAUCUGCAAUGUCCAUGGAGUUAAUCCCAAGUUCCUUGAGAUUGGCCAGAAAAAGAUGGAGCAGCAGCAAAAUGAAGACAAAGCCUUUAGCAAAGGUGCUUACUAUAUUGGCAAGAUGAUUUGGAGCAAAGGCUACAAGGAGCUACUUAAACUCCUUGGUGAUCACCAGGAAGAAUUGACUGGGUUUGAGAUUGACUUGUAUGGGAAUGGAGAGGAUUCUGAUCAAGUUAGGAAAGCUGCAGAGAAGUUGGCACUAGCAAUCAGAGUUAACCCAGGGCGUGACCAUGCUGAUCCCUUGUUCCAUGAUUAUAAGGUGUUCCUGAAUCCAAGCACCACUGAUGUAGUCUGUACAACCACAGCUGAAGCACUCGCAAUGGGGAAAUUGGUUGUCUGUGCGAAUCACAUAUCAAAUGACUUCUUUAAGCAGUUUCCAAAUUGCCGGACAUAUGACGAUGGCGAAGGAUUCGUGGAUGCCACUAAAAGGGCACUGAGUGAAGAGCCCGCCCAGAUGACCGAUGAUCUAAGCUACGCAUUGUCGUGGGAGGCCGCCACGGAACGGUUUCUGAAGGCUGCUCAGUUGGAUCAGGCAUCUACAACUAAAUUGUCCAGAACUGCUUCCGACAACUUCAUGUCCACUUCACUGAAUCUAAAGAGGAGAUGGGAAGAUGCAUCUGCAUAUGUGCACUACGUUGCUUCCGGGUAUGAAAUGUCACGACGAGCGUUUGGUGCUAUUCCUGGUAGCCUCCAGCCAGAUGAAGAGUUGUGUAAGGAUCUUGGGAUGCCUACGCCUCCUGGAAAGAGAGGCUCACGAAGUUGAUAUGGUGAAUACUAGGAUGAAACUCGGAAAAGUUUCUUUGUACUGGCUACUAUGGAAUUCUUUACUAUCAAUAAAAUCGGUUUAGGGGUGUAAAUAA
Molecule: messenger RNA, 1808 nt
Organism: Rhodamnia argentea
Lineage: Eukaryota; Viridiplantae; Streptophyta; Magnoliopsida; Myrtales; Myrtaceae
Product: digalactosyldiacylglycerol synthase 2, chloroplastic
Exons: 5
Coding region: 302-1711 (469 amino acids)
Biological process (GO): galactolipid biosynthetic process
Cellular component (GO): chloroplast outer membrane
Molecular function (GO): digalactosyldiacylglycerol synthase activity
Source: RefSeq, a predicted model, not a curated record